AUGGGCUCAAGCAACAAUAACACCGGCAACAUGCGCUACAACUUCCUCCAGGACGCCGACGUCUGGCAGGGUGCGCCCAUCUUGACGGGCAGCACCAAGUUUGAGCCUCAUCCCGAUGUCAAGAACAUUAUGAUCACUGGUGGCGCCGGCUUCAUCGCUUCUUGGCUUGUGCGACACCUCACCCUCACGUAUCCCCACGCCUACAACAUCGUCUCUUUCGACAAGCUCGACUACUGCGCCUCGCUCAACAACACACGCGCCCUCAACGAGAAGCGCAACUUUAGCUUCUACCAGGGCGACAUCACCAACCCCGUCGAGGUUGUCGACUGCCUCGAGCGCUACAACAUCGACACCAUCUUCCACUUUGCCGCCCAGUCGCACGUCGACCUGAGCUUUGGCAACUCGUACGGCUUUACUCACACCAACGUCUACGGCACCCACGUGCUGCUCGAGAGUGCCAAGAAGGUUGGCAUCAAGCGCCUCAUUCAUAUCUCGACCGACGAGGUCUACGGCGAGGUCAAGGACGAUGACGAUGACCUCCUCGAGGCGAGCAUUCUUGCCCCUACCAACCCUUACGCCGCGAGCAAGGCUGCCGCCGAGAUGCUUGUGAAUUCUUAUAUGCGAAGCUUCAAGCUUCCCGUCAUUAUUGUUCGGAGUAACAACGUCUACGGACCCCACCAAUUCCCAGAGAAGAUCAUCCCCAAGUUCUCCUCCUUGCUACACCGCGGUCAGCCCGUGGUCCUCCACGGAGACGGCAGCCCAACACGCCGCUAUCUCUACGCCGGAGACGCCGCCGACGCCUUCGACACCAUCCUCCACAAGGGUGAGAUGGGCCAGAUCUACAACGUCGGCUCGUACGACGAAAUCUCCAACAUCACACUCUGCCACAAGCUCCUCGCUGAGAUGGGCAUCGACGACCAGAACACGACCGAGUUCAAGAAGUGGGUCAAGUACACACACGACCGCCCCUUCAACGACCACAGAUACGCCGUCGACGCUACCAAGCUCAAGCAGCUCGGCUGGACACAAAAGACCCCCUUCGAGCAGGGUCUCAAGAUCACCAUGGACUGGUACCAGCGCUACGGUGACAGAUGGUGGGGCGACAUCUCUGCCGUCCUGAGCCCGUUCCCCCUGGUUGUCAACAAGAAUGUGAAACCGGACAACGAACCUAUCAUGGACUCUCCAUGA
Molecule: messenger RNA, 1188 nt
Organism: Fusarium vanettenii 77-13-4
Lineage: Eukaryota; Fungi; Ascomycota; Sordariomycetes; Hypocreales; Nectriaceae
Exons: 3
Coding region: 1-1188 (395 amino acids)
Biological process (GO): nucleotide-sugar metabolic process
Molecular function (GO): dTDP-glucose 4,6-dehydratase activity
Source: RefSeq, a predicted model, not a curated record